Nasonia vitripennis (jewel wasp) is the source of this 6914-nucleotide messenger RNA. RefSeq names its product NFX1-type zinc finger-containing protein 1. Gene Ontology annotation, molecular function: helicase activity; zinc ion binding. Gene Ontology annotation, cellular component: nucleus; nuclear RNA-directed RNA polymerase complex. Bases 470 to 6703 code for a protein of 2077 amino acids. The transcript is spliced from 18 exons. The record is from RefSeq and is a predicted model, not a curated record. Gene Ontology annotation, biological process: regulatory ncRNA-mediated heterochromatin formation. Lineage: Eukaryota; Metazoa; Arthropoda; Insecta; Hymenoptera; Pteromalidae.
UAACGGCUUGUCCGCGCAGUUUUGACGCGUAUAAAUUUUUGCUCCCACUACGGCCGCUAUCUACGAUGAAGUUCGGGUAUUCCUUUCGAAACGAAUUCGUUAUACAUACUACAAGAGAUUCGAGACUCGCUGGUUACUGCAAAAUUUGCUUCAAGUUACGUGUCGUUUCGCUUCGAAUCGCUGAAAAACGCUAGUCGUGUCGUGAAUCUCGCUCGAAGCAGCAGCAGAUGAUUAUUUUGCUGCUUUUACUUGGUAUCGUCUUUGUGUUCUGGCACUAUUCCGAAGAAGAAGCUGAUCGCGAAUGUGCUCAAAAAGUGCUUUUAUGUACAGAGGACAGUGAUAAAGGGACGAUCAUGCAGAGGCCGCCAAAUCGACCGCCAAACCGGCCAAAUAAUGAGUCGAAUCCGUCUGAAGACUGUAAACUGAGUUUGAAGUGCGUCGAUAAGAAAAUCAAUUUUUAUGCGAUAACAUGAGGAACAAUCGUAAUGAAAAUCUAAGAGACCCUGGGAGAAAUGUCAACCUAGCUAAUAACUAUGCCAGUCUACAGUAUCCAAAUUUAACGGAUCAGCGAUUAAGACUACCAGAACUGAUUGGACAUCAAAACUUAAUAAAUUACCAUCAACUUGGUCAGCAAGGUGGUAUUAAUCAAAAUAAUGAAGGACAGCGUCAAAGACAUGUUGGUAUCAACCAAAAUGAUCAAGGAGUGCAAAGAAGAGAUGGCAACGUGAAUCAGAAUAAUCAAGAACAGUAUGGGAGAGGAAGACAUAACAAUCCAAAUAACCAAAGACAGCAACGAAGAGAUGGUAUAAAUAACCAGCCUUAUCAAGGACAGCAAAGAAGAGCUGGUAUAAAUAAUCAGCCUUAUCAAAGACAGCAAAGAAGAGAAGGAAAUGAAAAUAAUAAUGGACAGCAUCAAAGAAGAGAAGAAAAUCAAAAUAAUAAUGGACAGUAUCAAAGAAGAGAAAGCAAUGGUAGUCAACAAAAUCAAGGACAAAGGAGACAAAGCAGUUACAAUAGAUCCGAAAGAAAUAAUCAAUCCAGUAGAAAGUAUUUUACCUUUACAUAUUUAGAUGACUUGAGUAAGAAAAAUAGUGAUGAUGUAACUGCAGCAAUAGUAAAUCAUAAAGAUGAAUUUGAAAAGUUUUUAAAUGAUGACAUUAGACCAGAUAUGUUUGUGCUGACAUUACGAGUUUUGACCAAUAUUUGCCAAGCCAAUUUUACUGAAAUGGUAACGAGCGUUCUGAGCAAUGCUUGUUCUCCCAAAUUCUUAAGCAGUUUGCAAAACUUCCUCAAUAAAUUGCCCUUUGAGACAGUAAUGGAAAAACAAAAUAACAGAUUAUAUCAUAAUGAUAAAAAUAAAUUCUGGUCUAACUUAGCUCAAUUCUUCAAAAAAUUAAUUGAACUUAUGCCUACAAAAGCUCGAGAUGAAUUGACAAUCGUCUUGGAGAAAUUACCCAAGAUGUUACCAAAUAUUGAAGCGGAGCAAAAUUUUAAAGUUGAGGAAAGUAUUAGAAACUCUUUGAUGAACAUGUCUGAAGAUUUAAAAGAAGAAAUAAAGAGAAUUAAAAUAAAGAAUAAAGUCAGCGAGGUUCGUCCGGAUGAACAAUUGGUUGAAGGGGAUCCACCUGAAGACUUCAGACUCUUAAGUGUUAUACCAACAAUACAAGAUUUACAAAACACAGCGCCAUUCUACCGCAAAUGUAGAGUAGAAAAUGCUUACGAUUCGGUUGAGCAUUACUUGGAUGUUCAAUUUCGUUUGUUGAGAGAAGAUUUUAUCUCUCCUUUGCGUAGUGGAAUACAAGAAUAUCUGCAUGGUUCUCAAAAAAAUCGCAACAGCGAUGUUCGCGUCUAUAAAAAAGUAAAUUUAAAAGCUCCUGAUGUUAAAGAGAAGAAUGUCGGAAUCGAAUUAAAUUUCGGGACAAUAAAAGGCAUAAAUUGGAAACGCACAAAACGUUUUAUGUAUGGCGGUCUGUUGCUCUUAAGUAGCGACAAUUUUAGAACUGUCCUCUUUGUUACUAUCAUUGAUCGUAAUGAUAAUCAACUCGAGAAGGGUUGCUUUCUUGUGGAGCCUUGUAGAGGAACAAACAUAACUCGAGAGAUGUACGAUAUCGAUUUCGUCAUGCUCGAGUCGAAAAUAUACUUUGAGCCUUACCUGGCGGUGCUCACUGCUUUGCAGCAGAUGAAUGAAGAUAAUUUUCCAAUGGAGCCCUACCUAGUUAAAGGAGAUAGGAACUCCCGACCACCAAGAUAUCUUACAAGCAAUUACAGUACUACAUUAAAAUACAAAAAUAUGUUGCUACCCAUUGCACAAGGUCAGCCCUGGCCACCGGCUCAACAGCUGGGUCUGGAUGAGUCACAGUAUCAGGCAUUCAGAUGCGCUUUGACCCAGGAUUUUGCAGUGAUUCAGGGUCCGCCGGGUACCGGCAAGACUUUCAUCGCUCUUGAGAUAGUCAGCACUCUACUGUCGAAUCACGAGCACUGGAAGCGUUUCGGGCCAAUUGUCGUUGUGUGUCUGACAAAUCAUGCGCUGGACCAGUUUCUCGAGGGCAUACUUAUCUUUACCGAUUCUAUAGUCCGCGUAGGCAGCCGAUCAAAAAGCGAGAAAAUGAAGAAGUACACCCUGAUGGAGCGUAGAAAGAUUGUGAGUACACCUAAGCACUCUGACGCGAGAGCCGUUAUGUACGAGACAAAACACGAACUGGAGACCGUGCUAAGCUCAAUGAAGAAGGCACGUUUGAAUGUUCAGCUGUUAGAAACACCAUACGCUAUUGUACCCUUAGCCUGUCUAGUGAAUUACCUCGGGGAGGAGGUGUUAAGAUUUUCUUCAAACGAGGAGUUUGUCAAGUGGCUCUUGGGGGAAGAAAUUGUUCAGAACUUGCGUUUUAAGAAGCCCGUGGAACCGGCGAAAACCGUGCAGGAGCAGUUGGACGAUGGCCCUGGAUAUUACGACGACGAUGAGAACCAUAUGGAUAAUGAUUUGGAAUUAAAUUACGAUUUUAAGGUUGACGAUAAUUUUGAUCCGAUUUUUCCCAUAGAAAGUAUUAAUGCUAAAUUUGAAAAGACCAGAGAAGACAUCGAGGAGUACACACGCAUGGCUGCGGAAAAUAAAGACCUACAAUUUGACCCGACUCCAGAGUGGAGAGAGAUGUGCAUGACGUUAACAAAUCAGCGGUUACGUUUGCAACAAUAUUUAGCUCAGCAUCCAUUACUCGGUGCGCGUCGUGAUCGAGGUCGUAAUAUAACAAACGAUUCUAACUGGAGGACGUACUGGCAGUGGGUAUUGAUAAGUCACCAAAGUGCGAUGGACGAAUUGGCUAAGCUAGAGCGGGAGUAUCAUCACUUGAAUUUAAGGUUGAAUGAGGUUAAGCAAUACGUCGACUUAGAUGUGCUCAAGGAGCACUUGAUUGUCGGGCUGACAACGAAUGGAGCUGCUAAGCUGCAUUUAUCUCUGCGCGCCCUUCGGGCUCCGAUAGUGCUGGUGGAGGAAGCAGCUGAAAUUUUGGAAGGCCACGUAGUCUGCUCUAUGACUAAACACUGUCAACACGCGAUUCUCAUAGGGGACCAUAAGCAGUUGCGGCCAAAGUCAUCGGUCUAUAAAUUGGGAAAAGAUUUUAACUUGAAUAUAUCGCUCUUCGAGAGGAUGGUGAAAACUAGGGGCGAUUGUACACAGCUCGCACACCAGCACCGUAUGCGACCAGAGUUUGCUAAACUGAUAACGCCGUCGAUCUACGAUACCUUAUACAAUCACGAAUCCGUGUUUAAUCGUGAUAAUAUCAAAGGUGUGGUGAAGAAUCUUUUCUUUCUUCACCACGAGAAUCACGAAAGCAGUCAUAAUAACGAAGAAAGUUAUGCUAACCAGCACGAAUGCGUGUUUUUGGUAGCUUUUGCUACGUAUCUCAUUAAGCAGGGCUAUAACCCUUCAGAAAUUACUAUUCUUUGUACUUACACGGGGCAACUCUUUGCUCUUAUGAAGGAAACAGGACGUUAUACUAUUCUCAAACAAAUGCGAGUGACUACAGUGGACAACUAUCAAGGCGAAGAGAAUAAAAUUAUUCUUCUGUCUCUUGUUCGAAACAAUGGUGAAGGGAAUACUGGCUUUCUCAAGGAGGAGAAUAGAGUUUGCGUUGCAUUAUCGCGUGCACGUGAUGGCAUGUACAUCAUGGGUAAUAUGAACGAUUUAGUGGUAAAAAAUACUAUCUGGCCCAAAAUUAAAAAGGUUUUGGAAGAGGAAAAUGCAAUAGGCAAUGCUCUUGAGUUAAGAUGUCAGAUUCAUCCUCAGCAGAUUACCCAGAUAAAAGACCUACAAGACUUUCAGAAAUGUCCAGAGGGCGGCUGCUCCAAAAAAUGUGACUUACCUUUGAGUUGCGGACAUAUUUGUACUAGUGUCUGUCAUAUAUUGGACAGAGAACAUAAGGAGUAUUCUUGCAAACAGCCAUGCACCAUAAAGUGCCCGAACAAUCAUCUCUGUCCAUUGCGAUGCUAUCAGGGUUGCAAGCCCUGUAAAGUUAAGGUGAGGCGAAAACUCCGAUGUGGUCAUACCAUGGAGAUGCUAUGUUCAACAGAUCCUGAAACGUUUGCGUGUACUUUCGUGAUCGAUGCCAUUCUACCAGACUGUAAUCACGCCAUCAAGAAGCCCUGCUAUUUACCUAUUAAAGAUGCUGUAUGCACUCACCCCUGCGAGGAAAAUCGUUUGCCUUGUGGUCACGUUUGUGAACUGAAGUGUCACGUUACUAAAGAUCCAGAGCAUCUUCAGUAUAAAUGCUACAGAGAAUGCCCUCGAAUGUACGGCAAUUGCGAGAAAAAUCACCGCUGCAAGAAGCUAUGUCACGAGCCAUGCGGACCUUGUCCCAUAUUAGUCGAAAAAACUCGCUCCUGCAGGCACUUCUAUAAGCAAUUCGUAUGUUCUAAUAAUGUAGAAGACAUCAAGUGCGAAAGGCCUUGUACUCGUCCACGAACUUGCGGCCAUAAGUGUCUAUAUAAAUGCUGCGAACCCUGUCUCAACUGUCAAUAUAAAGUAAUAAAAAGAAGCUCUUGCGGCCAUGACGUAGAAGUAAAAUGUUGCGAAGAAGCCUCUCCAUCCAAGUGCAGUAAGAAAUGUACAAAACUAUUAAAUUGUGGCCACCCCUGUAGUAACAGAUGCAAAGAUGCUUGCACCACAGAUUGUCAAGCUAAAGUAAAACUUCGUAAUCCUGGAUUAUGUGGACAUGUAUUAGAAGUGCCAUGCUAUCUACAAUCAACUGAUCCAAAAUCACAAGAACUUUUGAAAUAUUGUACGGCUUCAUGUACAGAAGAACUAGAAUGUAAGCACUUGUGUAAGGGAACUUGCGGAGCGUGCAAGCAAGGUCGAUUGCACAUCAGCUGUGCAGAGCCUUGCAAUAACAUUCUUAUUUGUGGACAUCAGUGUGAAGUGCCCUGUAGACUGGAAUGCCAGCCAUGUAAAAAGAAGUGUGAAUUGAAAUGCCGUCAUAGUAAGUGUUCCCAGAAGUGUGGAAUGCCCUGCACACCUUGCAAAGAAAAAUGUGAUUGGGGGUGCGAACAUCGGCGAUGUUCGAAACAAUGCUCGGAACCAUGUAAUAUAGAGCCUUGUAAUGAACCUUGCAAAAAACUAUUAAAGUGUGGCCAUCCGUGUGUUGGAUUUUGCGGCGAUCCUUGUCCGCCAUUGUGUAGAAUAUGCAAUAAAGAUGAUCUAACAGAACUUUUCUUUGGUGAUGAAGAUGAAGAAGAUGCAAGAUUUGUAUACCUAGAAGAUUGCAAUCAUUGCAUAGAAAGUGAAGGGUUAACAAAGUGGGUAACAAAGUUUAGCGAAUUUGUACAGAUGAAAGUAUGUCCAAAAUGCAAAACGCCCAUAAGAAAAUGCAUGAGAUUAAUGAAUCAAAUAAAGAGUGAUUUGAGAGAUGUGAUGAGCAUCAAAGAAAAGAAUUUUUCACAUAACCAGAAAAAUUUAGAAACGAAACAACUAGAACAUAUCGCAACAUUAAGAAUGAUGUCAGCUGACAGAUUUUUACCAGAAUUUCCGAGCUUAAAAGAGUAUUUGUCUGAUUUGUGGAAUCGAGGAAUUCCAGUACAGAAUCAAAAAAAGCAAGUUUUAAACGGACAAGAAAUUGAAACUUUCCGUAUCGUCCUUGAUAUUAUAAGUCGUAUAUUUAAAAUAUUGUCGCAUGUCAAAAAUCGCAAUGCUUCUGUUUAUCAAUAUGUGAAACAGCAAGUUAAUAUGUUAGUGGAAUCUCUUCCAAAAAAUUGGCAAAUCACUCGCCAAUCUAUCAAGGAUACUGAGUCAGAGCUUUUACGUUUGAAUUAUCUGGUGGAACUAUGCAAAGAAGAUUACAUAUAUUCUACUUUAAUAAACAAAAGGGAAUUUAGAACAACACUUUCUAAACUCUUAAGUAUUCAUAGAUUUACAAAUAAAUUAGAAGAUGAAGUUAAAAAAGAAAUAAAAAGUUUAAUGCAUUUGUUUAGCACUGAACUUAAAAUAGAACGAGAAAUGAUUGUUAAAGCGAUGGGUUUCAAGCAGGGCCACUGGUUCAAGUGUCCUAAUGGACAUUUUUAUACUAUAGGCGAGUGUGGCGGUGCUAUGCAACAAAGUAAAUGCUUUGAAUGUGGAGCUGCUAUUGGUGGCUCCCAACAUCGACUACUGAGCGAUAAUAGACUUGCGAGUGAAAUCGAUGGGGCUACGCGAUCUGCCUGGCCUGGAAAUUACCCAUAAAACUAGCAAAUAAAUUUUGUGCUUGAUAACUGAAUGUUAUGUUAAAGAAUAGUUCUGCGGUGUGGAAUAUGUUAAUAUAAUAGUAAAUCUAUUGAUAGGUACUUGAAUAUAAAAUAUAUUAAUAUUUCAGCAUAGGCUUCAGCAUAGAGAAAUAUCUAUUGAAUUUUCUGUAAUACAGUUGAAAGUUUGAAAUAAAUAUGUUUUCACCUCA